AUCGAAAAGAGGUACUUCAUUCAUUUUCUCUCUCCUAAUCAAUUGGAGACGUCCAAUAUUUCUUGCCACUUUAUACAUCUCCAUCUUUGUUGCUCAGGUAGAAGCCAAGAACACAAAACAAGAAAGUCAUGGGUAGAAGUAAGCCAACAAAAUCACAGUCUAAAAAUUCAAGAUUGCUACAAACACAAUAUCUUGCCUCCAAAAACAGCUCUGAGUAUUCUCAUGUUAGAAAGAUGACUCAGAAAGUUGUGAUCACAGUGCAAAUGGAAGCAAAAUCUUUAAAGCAGAAAAAUGCAGGGCCACCUUCAGAUUGUUGGUCUUGGAGAAAAUAUGGACAAAAACCCAUUAAAGGAUCCCCUUACCCCAGGGGAUACUACAGAUGCAGCAGUUCAAAGGGUUGUUCAGCUAAAAAACAAGUAGAAAGGUGCAGUAAAGAUGCAUCUUUGUUCAUCAUCACAUAUACAUCUAGCCAUAAUCACCCAGGUCCAAACUUGCCUAACAAUAAUCAAGACUCUGUUACACAAGAACCAAUAGUGGAUCAACACGUGUGCCACGACGAAGACAACAAUGAUGAUGAUUAUAAUGAUGAACCACAAAGCUGCAAAUCCCCAUUGAAUAGUACUACUACUAGUUCUACUACUACUACUACCAGUAUUUCUCAAGGCAUACUUGAAGAGAAUCUGUUCACUGAUAAUUUCUUGGGAACAAUUUCAUAUGAUGAUUUUCUGCCCCUUUCUUACCCUCAACUGAUGAAUUUCCCGAAAUCCGAAUUGUCGGAAGAAAAUGACUUUUAUGAUGAAUUAGGAGAAUUGGAGCUACCUCCAUCUUCUACGUCCUUCGCAGGCAUUUUUGAGGAGGCAAUCCUUGUAGAUCCAUCCUCUUAGUAAAAUGCAGAUAUCAGUCGUCAAGUAGUAGGAGUUGAUUUGUCAAAUAGUCACUCGGUUAAUAGUUUUUGUCUCAGAAAGACAUUUUUUUUGUUGUAGUUGAAAUGACUUUCUAAGAUAAUAACUAUUAGUUAAGUGAUCAUCUGAGAAAUCAGUUGCAGGUAGUAGUGAUCUAUUAAGUUUGUGAAUACCUUGAUGGAUUUUGUUGCCAUUAUGUCACUUGGCACAUUGUAUAUAAAGUUAUCACAGGAAGGAACAUCAAACAUUUCAUUUGAGGGUGUACUUUUGUAGCCAUGUAAAGGAAACUCAGUUCUUUGUUUCUUCAAUAGGAUGGACAAGUUUAUUUA
Molecule: messenger RNA, 1231 nt
Organism: Solanum dulcamara
Lineage: Eukaryota; Viridiplantae; Streptophyta; Magnoliopsida; Solanales; Solanaceae
Product: probable WRKY transcription factor 65
Exons: 3
Coding region: 129-884 (251 amino acids)
Biological process (GO): regulation of DNA-templated transcription
Cellular component (GO): nucleus
Molecular function (GO): transcription cis-regulatory region binding; DNA-binding transcription factor activity
Source: RefSeq, a predicted model, not a curated record